AUGAGGCUGUCGUUGGUGCUACUGUGGCUGGGUGCAGCGGUCGCUUGCGGCCCGGGCCGCGGCUUUACUCGCCGCCACGGACCGCGCCGCAUCACCCCCCUCGUAUUCAACCAGCACGAUCCGAACAUUAGUGAAAAUUCGAAGUCGGCCAGCGGCCCUCCAGAGGGCCGUAUCACGCGAGAUGAUGAGAAGUUCAAAGACUUAGUGCCUAAUUAUAACCCUGAUAUCGAGUUUAGAGACGAGGAGGGUACGGGCGCCGAUCGCUUGAUGACCCAGCGCUGCAAGGAGAAAUUGAACACCCUGGCCAUCAGUGUGAUGAAUCAAUGGCCAGGUGUACGCCUGCGAGUAAUCGAGGGUUGGGAUGAAGAAAACUCCCACGUCGACAAUUCACUGCACUACGAAGGUAGAGCGGUAGACCUCACGACCAGCGACCGAGAUAGAAGUAAAUACGGCAUGCUCGCGAGACUAGCGGUCGAAGCUGGCUUCGACUGGGUGUUCUACGAGAGCCGAUCUUACAUACAUUGUUCUGUUAAGACAGAAUCGUCAGUUGGAACAGGUGCUGGAUGCUUCCCAUCUGGAGCAAUUGUGCAUACAGAAGCCGGCCCGAAAGAUAUUAGCACCUUGCAGCUGGGAGACAGAGUUCUUGCCGCUGAUGAUACAGGCAAAGCAGUAUACUCAGAGGUUCUAACAUUCAUCGACCGAGACCCAAACGCGACAAGAAGUUUCAUCGAGGUGACCGCCGAGAACGGAGUCGCCAUAACCACUACACCAUCCCAUCUCCUGCUGUUAGCAGCGGCAGACGGAUGGCGGGAAGUUUUCGCUACCAACAUCGAGAUAGGCGACGUCCUCCUAACAAGAGGCCAAGGAGCUGUGAUGCGGCCAUCGAGGGUUGUCAAGACCCGUACAGUCCGCAAAAAAGGUGUUUACGCCCCGCUUACCAAAACGGGGACUAUCAUCGUGGAUGAUGCUCUGGCGUCUUGCUACGCGAUAGUAAACAGUCAUUAUUUAGCCCACGCAGCCAUGGCUCCACUGAGGUGGAUGUCCAAGUGGAGCCAUUCCAACGAUGUGUCCAAGGGCGUACAUUGGUACGCCAACGCACUAUACAACAUCGGCGAUUUCGUCCUUCCGUCCUCUUAUAGAUACCGCUAA
This is a messenger RNA of Leptosia nina, 1149 nucleotides long. NCBI's taxonomy places the organism in Eukaryota, Metazoa, Arthropoda, Insecta, Lepidoptera, Pieridae. The record is from the annotation of a GenBank genome assembly.